AUGACCUCGUCAUCGCAUCUUUAUGGGCGAUCGUCAUUCUUUGUUCGACCCAUGCGCAUCUCCACCACCAAUAGCCGGUCGAGCUCCCCAAGGAUAACGAUUCAUAUAUUCAGACAAGCAUCCAGCAAAGCUCACCGACCCUCACCUUAUAAGUUUCCAAGUUUGUGUGCUCUCCGCUUUGGAGCCUUCGGCGCCAUUUUCGUUUCAGCGGUUCUUGGCUUAGGUGUAUCAGAUUCAACGACGACACAUACAGAAGAUGUGAAGGAUGAAGAGACCAAAUCCGCCCUUCAAAGAACAUCAACUUUGCCUUUAUUACGAUCGUAUCUAGUAUGGACGUUACUUGGUAUACCUUUGCUUGUCAAUAAUUCACCUUCAAUACUAGACAUCCUCUUGCAUUCCAGUAUACCAGGUAUAUCAUUCAUCACUGAGACUGUUGUCCGAUCGACCUUUUUCGCUCAAUUCAUUCCUGGUGAAACAGCUAAGGAAUGUGCACCAAUAUUGGAAAAUCUUAGAACAAGGAAUAUCGGUACUGCAUUAAACUAUUCAGCGGAAGCUGAUACUGUGGAGAAUACUGAUUUGACGAAAUUGGAAGAAGACAGGUUUAGAGAGAUAGAAAGAGCUUUGAAUUUACAAGGUGAUUUAGAAGAAAGAAUGUCUCAACAAGGAUGGGGUAAAGGAAGUUCAGCUUUUGCAUUGAAAGUGACUGGAUUGAUAGAUCCCGACGUGGUCGAGAGAGCUUCUACAACGUUACAUCGAAUUCGAUCUCUACACAAUCAAGGUGCAGAGCUAAAUGUUCCGUUCCCUGGAUGUCCAUCUGAUGCAGAUGGGUUGGUUUUGAUACCAGAUUCCCGGUCUUGUUUAACAGAAGCCAAAAGAUAUCCGAAGAUGGUGAAGAAGAUGGAAGUUACUGAGUCAGAAUCGGGAAUAAAAUCAUCUGACAUUGAAAAGUUGAAACUGCUAUGGGAUCGAUUGGAUUAUUUGACCGAUCUGGCCCAAAGGAAUGGGAUUCGCUUGAUCUUGGAUGCCGAGGAGACAUAUUACCAACCAGCCAUAGAUGGAUAUGCACGUCUGCUCUGUAUGAAAUAUAAUAGGCCUCGGGAUUCCCAGGAUAAAGCAUGGACCGGUCCAGUCAUAUAUAAUUCCUACCAGUGUUAUCUCAUCCGUCAACCUGAAUUCCUAGCAGCCUCUAUACAGCAUGCCGAAGAUAAUGGAUACAGCAUAGGGUUAAAGGUAGUUCGAGGAGGCUAUAUCGUUAAAGAACAAGCGGAAUGGAAAGCUUCUGGUAAAACAAGCAAGGGCCCGAUCUGGGCUGAUAAAUCUAAAACAGAUGAGUGCUAUAACAAAUCUGUCAAUAUUACUCUGGAGACUUUGAAGACUCAAUUGGCUAGUAGAGAUCCUCAAAAAGCUUUGAGCGUUAUUUUUGGGACACAUAAUACCGAUUCUUUAAGUGAAAUAUUCGACGUUUUAGAAAGAAAGGAAUUGGCGUCGAGAUCCUCCGCUGGUAAAUUGAAAUUGAAUAAGGAUGUUUCAGGUAAAGUUGGUAUCGCACAGUUGUAUGGUAUGCGAGAAGAUCUAUCGGAAAAGAUACAUGCCACCUUUGAAGAAAGUAAAGUGCCUAUCUCAAUGAUUUUCAUAGCAUACGGUAGGCUUAGAGAGGUCCUGCCUUUCCUUGGAAGAAGAGCUAUAGAGAACAAAUCUCUGAUGAGCGGCGGAGGUGGAGCUGCAGCUGAGAGGCGAAGAGUAGGAUCGGAAAUUCGAAGACGGCUGACAUUCGGUAUUUUGGAGUAG
This is a messenger RNA of Kwoniella shivajii, 1788 nucleotides long. RefSeq lists its product as uncharacterized. The transcript is spliced from 7 exons. NCBI's taxonomy places the organism in Eukaryota, Fungi, Basidiomycota, Tremellomycetes, Tremellales, Cryptococcaceae. Gene Ontology annotation, cellular component: mitochondrion. The coding region runs from base 1 to 1788 and encodes 595 amino acids. Gene Ontology annotation, molecular function: FAD binding; proline dehydrogenase activity. The record is from RefSeq and is a predicted model, not a curated record.